Molecule: messenger RNA, 1056 nt
Organism: Saccharomyces kudriavzevii IFO 1802
Lineage: Eukaryota; Fungi; Ascomycota; Saccharomycetes; Saccharomycetales; Saccharomycetaceae
Gene: GCS1
Product: GTPase-activating protein GCS1
Exons: 1
Coding region: 1-1056 (351 amino acids)
Biological process (GO): regulation of ARF protein signal transduction; regulation of endocytosis
Cellular component (GO): Golgi membrane
Molecular function (GO): GTPase activator activity
Source: RefSeq, a predicted model, not a curated record
AUGUCGGAUUGGAAAGUGGACCCAGAUACCCGCAGACGCCUUUUGCAGCUACAAAAAGUUGGCGCGAACAAGAAAUGUAUGGAUUGUGGUGCGCCAAAUCCACAAUGGGCGACGCCUAAAUUUGGAGCCUUCAUUUGCCUUGAAUGUGCUGGCAUUCAUAGAGGUCUUGGAGUACAUAUCUCAUUCGUUAGAUCUAUCACCAUGGAUCAGUUCAAACCAGAGGAGUUGGUUCGCAUGGAAAAAGGUGGUAAUGAACCUUUGACUGAAUGGUUCAAGUCGCAUAAUAUUGACUUGAGUUUACCACAAAAAGUGAAGUACGAUAACCCCGUUGCAGAGGACUAUAAGGAAAAACUGACCUGCCUUUGCGAAGACAAACCAUUUGAAGAGCGCGAACAUUUGGACUUUGACGCGUCAAAACUAUCAGUUUCAGCUUCUGUCGCUGCUGCUGCUACGUCUGGUACUGCUCAAAGUCGAGAAGGGACACCUUUGGAAAAUCGCCGAUCUGCAACACCAGCAAACUCUGGUAACGCUUUCAAUUUUCAAAAGGAGAAAAACGAAGCUUAUUUUACUGAGCUAGGUAAAAAGAACCAGUCUAAGCCAGAUCAUUUACCUCCUUCCCAGGGCGGUAAAUACCAAGGUUUUGGCAGUGCACCAGCGAACUCUUUACAAGAACAGCCCCCAAGCUCUAACACUUUGAGCCUAGAAAAUUUUCAAGCAGACCCACUGGGAACAUUGACCAAGGGGUGGGGCCUCUUCUCUAGUGCUGUUUCCAAAUCCUUUGAAGACGUAAAUGAAUCGGUUAUCAAACCUCAUGUCCAACAAUGGCAAUCUGGAGAGCUGUCCGAAGAGACAAAGAGGGCUGCCGCCCAAUUUGGCCAAAAAUUCCAGGAAACCAGCAGUUAUGGUUUUCAAGCAUUUAGUAACUUCACAAAAAACUUCAAUGGUGGUGCGGAAGCUAAUUCUACUGUAGGCAAUACAACCUACGAGGGAUAUCAAAAAAUUGACGACGCAGAUAAGAAAACCGGCCAGGAUGAAGAUAAGUGGGACGAUUUCUAA